Panicum virgatum (switchgrass) is the source of this 886-nucleotide messenger RNA. RefSeq lists its product as uncharacterized. Bases 20 to 649 code for a protein of 209 amino acids. The transcript has a single exon. The record is from RefSeq and is a predicted model, not a curated record. NCBI's taxonomy places the organism in Eukaryota, Viridiplantae, Streptophyta, Magnoliopsida, Poales, Poaceae.
UACUGCUCGCGCACCCGUCAUGGACGACCGCGCCUCCGUCCGCCGGAUCGCCGCCGCGGCGGCGCUGCACCUCCUCGCCGCGCUCCACGGCGCCGGGCCCUGCACUGCCGCGGCCCGGCCGCUGCUGGUGGGGCGGCUGCCCGCGGCGGCGGCGACGUCCGCGCUGGCGCUGGCGCCGGCUGCCGCCCACCACCAGCGGCGCGCGGCCGCCGCGGAGGGCAAGUGGCUGCCGUUCGCGGGCGCGCACCACCUGCCGCCGGCGUACUGGGCGCACAAGCCGGUGCCGAGCUGGGUCGGGCUCGGGGCGGGAGCCGGAGCCGGCGAGCUGGGCGGCGGCGCUGCUGCUGCCGAGGGGGAGGAGGAGGAGGAGGCCGUGCGCGACGGGGAGCGGCGUCGUCGUCGCCAGCGGCCGUCGUACGCGGGCGACGGGGCGUCCACCCGGCAGGAGCAGCUCGCCAUGUGGGCGUCGCUGCUCAACCCCAAGCGGAGUGGGGCCUCGGCCGCGGGGUGGCUGCCGGGGGCGGGGAUCGGCGAGGCGGCCGACGACGAGCCGGCCAAGCAGGCGUCAGAUACCGCUGUCGUCGAAGGGGCGGAGGGGGAUGACCCGUCGUCGGCCGGUCAGAGCUACUGGGGGAACAACGGCAACUGAUGAAGACGACGACGCUGGCUGGCAGCUGGCUUGGCACGCUGCUGCUUCGGUAGACGGGCGACGGGGCCAAAUAUUUCUUGGCCUGCUAGUUUUCAUCAUUUUAUAAAUAAGGUACAAUGUCAAUAGUAUGAUUUUGCAACAGAAAUUCCAAAAAUUCCAGUGCAGUUGGUAACUGUAGAAUUAUCUUUUCUGGAGCCCCCCUGCACUUGAACAAACUAUAGUGUGAAAAUGUUGGCC